AUGGAGAGUGGAGCUCAAACUCCACUGAAUCAUGAGGUGACCAUUCACCCUCCAGGUGAGGAUCAAGUUCCUUUUGACUUGUCCAACGUUACAGUUAAACCUGUGGAUGUGGAGGUUACCAUAACUUCAGAGCCUACCAAGCAGACUGAAUCUUCCAAAGCCCAGCAGGAGGCCCCAGCUCAGCCUCCAGAGGUGGAACCUUCUGCGAGCCAGGAGGAGGCCCCGACUGAGCCUCCAGGUCCUCCUGUGGAACCUGAACGUUCCCCCGGUGAGCAGGAGCAGCCAGCUCAGCCUUCUAUUUCUUCUGGGAAGGCUGAAUCUUCUCCAGCCCAGCAGAAGGCCCCAGCUCAGCCUCCAGAACAUCAUGAAGUGACAGUUUCACCUCCAGGUCACCGUCAAGCUCAGCAUUCAGAUUUGCCCAAUGUCACUAUUAGGCCUCCAGACAUGCAGCUCACUAUAGCAGCAGAGCCUACUGCAGAGGUGGGAAGUUCUCCAAUCCACCAGGAGGCUACAGCUCAGCUCUCAGGGCCAGGGAAUGAUGUAGAACCUUCUGCCACCCAGCAUGGCGGUGCACCUCUGCGUCCAGAGUCAUCAGAAGAUGCUGGACCUUUAGCAGGUCAACAGGAGACUUCAGUUCAAUCUCCAGAACCUGUUAAUAAUGAGAACCCCUCUCCAACCCAGCAGGAAGCUGCAGCUGAGCAUCCACAGACCCCUGAGGAGGCUGAGUCUUCUCCAGCCCAGCAAGAGGCCCAACCUCAGACUCCAGAUCCCCCUAAGGAGGUAGAACCUUCUCCAGUCCAGCAAGAGUUCCCAGCUGAGCCACCAGAGCACCCUGAGGAGGUUGAACCAUCUGCAACCCAGCAGCAAGCCUCAGGUCAUCCUCCAAAGUCCACUGAAGAGGUCAGUCCUCCACUACAGCAGGAGAUACCAGCUCAGCCAUCAGAGCCACCUGAGAAGGUCAAACCAUCUCCAGUCCUACAGCAGACCCCAACUCAGCUUUUAGAGCCACCUAAAGAGGUAGAAUCCUCUCCAGUUCAGCAGGCAGGCCCUGCUCAGUCCUCAGAGGCCCCUGUGGUCGUAGAACCCUCUCGGACCCAGCAGAUGGCCCCAUCUUCACCUCCAGAGCUACCUCAGGAAAUGGAACCAUCUCUUAACUCAGCAGGGGGUUCCAGCUCAGACUCCAGAGCCCCCUAUGGAGGCAGAACCUUCUCCAAUCCAGCAGGAGGCCACAGUUCAGACUCCAGAGCCCCCUAUGGAGGUAGAACCUUCAAGCCAGCAGCUGGUCCCAGCUCAGCAUCCAGAGUCACCUAAGGAGGUUGCAGCUCAACCUCCAGUGCAUGAGAUGACAAUUCCAAUAGCAGGCCAGGACCAAGCCCAGAUUCCAGUAUCACCCAGUGUCACAUUUCGACCUUUAGACCUGGGACUCACCGUCACUCCAAAAUCCACUAUGGAGGCUGAGUAUUCUACAACCCCAAGGAAGACUACAGCUCCUCCAAAACACCCUGAGGUGAUGCUUCCACCUCCUGACCAGGUUCAGGCUCAGCACACAAACCUAACAGGUCAUAGUUCAACCUUUGCACCUGGAACUUACCACAACUCCGCAACCAUGUUUUUUUCCUCCAACCAUGAAGAACUCAACUCAGCUUCCAGAGACACCUACAGAGGUUGCAGCUCAACCUCCAGCUCAUUAUGAGGUGACAGUUCCAAUACCAGGUCAGGAUCAAGCUCAGCAUUCAACACUGUCCAGUGUCACAGUUCAGCCUUUGGGCCUGGGGCUUACCAUCACUCCAGAAUCCACGACAGAGGUUGAACUUUCUCCAACCAUUCAGGAGACCCCAACUUAGCCUCCUAAGGAAGUUGUACCCCAAUCUCCAGCAUAUCAAGAGGUAACAGUUCCAGCACCAGGUCAGGAUCAAGCUCAGCAUCCAAUGUCACCCAGCGUUAUAGCUCAACCUUUGGACCUGGGACUUACCAUCACUCCAGAACCCACUACAGAGGUUGAACAUUCUACACCCCCGAAGAAGAUUCCUCCCAAGCACCCUAAAGUGACACUUCCACAUCCAGACCAGGUUCAGACUCACCAUUCAAACCUGACUCAAGUCACAGUUCAACCUUUGGAUCUGGAACUUACCUUAACUCCAGAAUCCACUAUGGAGGUUGAACCUUUUCCAACCAUGCAGAAGACCCCAACUCAGCCUCCAGAGCUACGUAAGGAGGUUGUAGCUCAACCUCCUGUGUAUUAUGAGACGUCCAUGCCAACACGAGGCCAGGAUCAAGCUCAGCAUCCAACAUCACCCAGAGUCACAGUUCAACCUUUGGACCUGGGGUUUACCAUCACUCCAGAAUCCAUUACAAAGGUUGAACCGUCUACAGCCCUGAUGACUACAGCUCCUCCUCCAGAGAACCUUGAGGUGACACUUCCACCGCCAGACAAGGGUCAGGCUCAGCAUUCAAACCUGACUCAAGUCACCAUUCAACCUCUGGACCUGGAGCUUACCAUAACUAUAGAACCUACUAUAGAUGUUAAACCAUCUCCAACCACGGAGGAGACCUCAACUCAGUCUCCAGACCUGGGGCUUGCCAUCACUCCAGAACCCACUACAGAGAUUGGAUAUUCUACAGCCCUGGAGAAGACUAUAGCUCCACGUCCAGACCAGGUUCAGACUCAGCAUCGAAACCUGACUGAAGUCACAGGUCCACCUACUGAGCUAGAACCUACUCAGGAUUCAUUGGUGCAGUCUGAAAAUUACGCCCAAAAUAAGGCUUUAACUGCACCAGAGGAACAGAAGGCCUCCACAAGCACCAGCAUAUGUGAGCUGUGUACCUGCGGAGAUGAGACGCUGUCGUGUAUUGAUCUCAGCCCAAAGCAGAGGCUCCGCUGAGUGCCUGUGCCAGAGCCCAACACCUACAAUGGCACCUUCACCAUCUUAAAUUUCCAAGGAAACUAUAUUUCUUACAUUGGUGAAGAUGUAUGGAAAGCAUACAGUUGGACUGAGAAACUGUGAGUAUAUUCUCUCCAAAUAUGACAAAAAACUAACUGCAUUGUAAGAUCCUUCUUGGUACAGAAUUUUGAGGUCGGUACCUCUGAGAAAACAUGUUUCCC
Molecule: messenger RNA, 3103 nt
Organism: Gorilla gorilla gorilla (western lowland gorilla)
Lineage: Eukaryota; Metazoa; Chordata; Mammalia; Primates; Hominidae
Product: leucine-rich repeat-containing protein 37A3-like
Source: RefSeq, a predicted model, not a curated record